Molecule: messenger RNA, 956 nt
Organism: Nicotiana tabacum (common tobacco)
Lineage: Eukaryota; Viridiplantae; Streptophyta; Magnoliopsida; Solanales; Solanaceae
Product: zinc finger A20 and AN1 domain-containing stress-associated protein 4-like
Molecular function (GO): DNA binding; zinc ion binding
Source: RefSeq, a predicted model, not a curated record
UUCCAGCCUGUCCUCCUUUUGAUAUUUCUUUAGUAUCUUCUCUAAUGAUUUGCUCACCAUUCUCAUUAUUAAAUUCCCUUUAAUUUUUGUCUCCUUUCUCUGAUCCUUCCCCUUCUCUAUUUAUCUAUCUAAUUCUUCUUUCAUUCCAUUUUACCCCAAUUGCGUCUUCAUUCCUUUCCAGAGUUUCAUUUAUAGCCUUUUUCACCUGCUCGUAAAUCUUGUUUUUGAGACUUUAAUUUGAAGAAAAACUGAUACAAUUAUGGCGGAAGAGCAUGGUUUUGAGGCACAAGAAGGGCACAUAUUAUGCGCAAACAACUGUGGAUUCUUCGGCAGCUCAACAACCCAAAAUUUCUGCUCCAAAUGUUACCAUGAAAUUUAUUUAGCUCAACAAUCCCAACAAAAGCCCAUUGAUUCUCUCUUUCCUCUGCAGCCACCGGUUCCCGCCGCCAGCUCAUCGGUGGUGGUGUUGCCGGAACCGUUAAAAUUAGAGAAAAAACCGGCGGCUGUUGUCGAACCGGUGGUGCAGCCAAACCGGUGUUCGGUUUGUAGGAAGAAAGUGGGGUUGACCGGGUUCAAGUGUAGGUGUGGGACCACUUUUUGUGGGACCCAUCGAUACCCGGAGAUCCAUGGCUGCACGUUUGAUUUCAAGUCUAUGGGGAGAGAAGCUAUUGCUAAGGCGAAUCCUUUGGUUAAAGCUGAGAAAUUGGAAAAGAUUUAAUCACAGCCGUUGGAUUAGAUGAUUAUCGUCGGCAAUUGACGUCAUCUGAAUUAUUUGAUCAUCGGGCCAAAUUGAAAAGAGAGAUAAAUCUUGGGGUGUUCCAUUGUUGACAAAAAAUGUGAAUUAAUUAGUGUAUAUUUUUUUCUCUUUUUUUGGUAAUUUGAUAUUUUAUCUUUCGCUUGAAAAUAAUUUAUGGGUUGGCUUGUUUUAUAGAUCCCAUAAUUUACUGUUUCUGGAA